AUGUCCAAUCCAGAUAACUUUGACAUCCAACUUGACCAAUUUUUGGCUCAGUGUAAUGCUGAAAGUAAGAAUGAUUUUUGGGCCAUGGAUUCCAAAACAAAUAUGGAUCAAUCUUCAGAAAUAGACGAUAUCGGAUUAGUCGAGACACUGAUGGGAAUUGGUUCAUCUGUUACUAUAACAGAUGAACUUCAGAAUCCGGGAGCAUUCUCUUUUUUAGACAUUUCGAAUGAACCAAAAACACCGGAAGAACUGCAAUUCUCUUUUUCGUUGCCUGACAACCUGUAUAGUUUACAGCCCCAAACUGAUGAUUUUACCUUCAACACAGUUACUAAUAUCACUGCUCUUCCAUCGGAAGCUGAUUCUGAGACUCUAGACCUUUUGAACUGGACACUAUCCUCUGAAGCACUUCUGAAUAUUUCUGCCCAAACUCUGAGUGGGCAGAAAACUAGAAAACAUGUUCACAUCAUUCCAACCUCAGGCAAGGGAUUUGCGGCUCAUGCUCAUGUUGGAGUCUCUCGAGGAAAACGUAUUGUUCAAAGAAAUAAAGUUGAAAUUAUCAAUCAUACAAGCAGAAGACCGGAUCCACUACCUGAGAUGAACAGUUUUCGUUUCUACAAUGACUAUACUUUAGAAGACUUUAUGCCUAGUGGUAUACAGCCAAAUGGAGAUUACAAUUAUGAGUCAACUACUUUCGGAAAUCUCACGCCAUAUUCUGCACGGGUUUACAGAUAUAAAAAAAAAGGACUUCAAUUUGAAGUGUGA
Brettanomyces nanus is the source of this 762-nucleotide messenger RNA. RefSeq lists its product as uncharacterized. NCBI's taxonomy places the organism in Eukaryota, Fungi, Ascomycota, Pichiomycetes, Pichiales, Pichiaceae. The transcript has a single exon. The record is from RefSeq and is a predicted model, not a curated record. The coding region runs from base 1 to 762 and encodes 253 amino acids.